Molecule: messenger RNA, 2721 nt
Organism: Chaetomium globosum CBS 148.51
Lineage: Eukaryota; Fungi; Ascomycota; Sordariomycetes; Sordariales; Chaetomiaceae
Exons: 6
Coding region: 1-2721 (906 amino acids)
Source: RefSeq, a predicted model, not a curated record
AUGGAGGGGCUCGGGGCCGUCGCAAGCGCCAUCGCCGUCGUCGAGUUGACCGCCAAGGUCGGCUCUCUCUGUCUCGAGUACUCGUCCGCUGUUAAGAGCGCCAGGUCCGACAUCAAGCGCCUGCGAAAACAUACCGAUACCUUAAAGACAACCGCUGAAGGCGUACGAGAGCUCCUCCAGGGUCCAUAUGGAGCUCGGCUCGAGACGUCGCAAAAGCUGCGCGAAGCCCUUAGCAAUACCUGCUCGCAGCUUGGUGAUGUCGCUACGAAGCUGGAAGAGAAGUUGCACAAGGGUCAUAGGGCAAAAACGAUGAGACGUGUAGGGCUGCGAGCCUUCGGGUGGCCGUUCGAGAGCAAGGACGUGGACAAGAUCAUUGCGAACCUUCAGCGGGACCAAGACUCCUUUUCCGCCGCUCUUCAAAUAGAUCAAAUCACCGAAAUUCUCGAUAUCCACUCUAAGAUCGACCUAGCAGCGCUCCCGGUCGCAAGCGGCGCGGCCUCCGACUCGCACGCCGAGGAGCACAACGCACGUUGCCACCCCGACACCCGGACCAAGCUCCUUCGCCAGAUCCGGGAGUGGGCAAGCGAUCCUCAAGCCGAGAACAUAUUCUGGCUGAACGGCAUGGCAGGAACAGGAAAAUCCACCAUCUCCCGGACCGUGGCCACCUCGUUCGCGAAAGACGGCCUACUCGGCGCGAGCUUUUUCUUCAAACGGGGAGAGGGCAACCGUGGCAACGCUGGCUUGGUUUUCCCUACCAUUGCUCGCCAGCUUGUACACAAAAUUCCUGCCCUGGUGCCUUCUAUCAGAGAGGCCAUUGAUGCCGACCCGGACAUUCCCAAGAGAGCACUAAGGGACCAGUUCGAAAAGCUCAUCCUCCAUCCGCUUGGCUGCAUUCAGCGCACCACGGCAAUCGUGGUCAUCAUUGACGCUCUUGACGAAUGUGAUGGAGACAAGGACGUCAAGACUAUCAUCUCACUGUUCGCACAAGCAAGCGUCAUACGCUCCGUACGUUUGAGGAUUUUCAUCACCAGUCGGCCUGAGCUGCCUAUUCGCCUUGGUUUUAAGGACGUCCAGGGAAAAUACCAAGGCUUAGCUCUGCACCAAAUCCCAGAGCAAGUUGUGGAACAGGACAUAUCCACAUUUUUGGCGUAUGAGCUCACGCGAAUCAAGGAUGAAUACAACGGACAAGUGCCACUAGGUUGGCCGGGCGAAAAUGACAUUCGAACUCUCGCUCAGAUGGCUGUCCCACUGUUCAUUUUUGCCGCAACCGUCUGUCGUUUUGUGGACGAUCAGGGAAGGUCGAACCCUGCCAAACGACUAAAAGAAAGACAACUUUUAGAUGUCGAAUGCGAAAACGUCCACGCAUUGCUCAACUCUCUCCACUCUGUCCUUGAUAUCCCCUCAGUGGACGAUGCCCCAGUCAGGCUCUUUCACCUAUCCUUCCGCGACUUCCUGGUUGACCCGGCCAAGCGUACCAAGAAUGAGUUUUGGAUCGACGAGGCAGAAUAUCACAAGACGCUUACGGAAAGAUGCAUCCAACUGAUGGACCAAUGCCUGGGACAAGAUAUCUGCUGUUUAAAGGUGCCGGGAAUGCUGCGGUCAGAGCUCGACCAGCAGACUAUCAACGCCCACCUGCCGCCUGAAGUUCAAUACGCCUGUCAGUACUGGGUCCACCACCUAAAGGAAAGCAAACAUAAUAUCGAGGACGACGGCCCAGCCCACGCCUUCCUGACAAACCAUCUCCUUCAUUGGCUUGAGGUUUUGUCUCUCCUGGGAAGGCUCUCUGAUGGGGUGUUGUUGAUAAGAACGCUUCUGCACGCUGCCCAGCUACAGCCGGAUACAGCUCCUAAUUUUGUUGACUUCUUGAGCGAUGCAGAGAAAUUUAUUCGCAGUCAUGGAGCGAUAAGAGCUGGUGCCGAUGGACAGAAGCUUUCUGUUCCGACCCCCUUCACCAUCAAGGGUCAAGAUGUUCAGCCGAAAGACCACGUCAAGAUCCUUGGAGUGGUCAUGGAUGCCAAGCUCAGGUACAAGGAGCAUAUCGCAAGAGCGGCCUCCAAAGGGCUCAGCGCGGCGAUGGAGCUGAAACGGCUCAGUGGUCUGUCCCCGGCUACGGCGCGGCAGCUGUUCACCGCCAUGGUCGCGCCAGUGGUGGACUACGCCUCCAGCGUCUGGAUGCACCAAUGCAAUUGGGAAGACCGCGCCGGCCAUACACAGGGUGCAGAGGGUCGCGGCGCGAGGGAUCAUAGGAACGGAUCGGAGGAGUCGUCCGCCUCCCCGCUGCCCGAUGCGAGAGGGCUCAAGGAACAAAGCCUUCAGUGUGACUCUGGGCUCCCAGGUCGGAGCAAAGCCCGUUCUCAGGCGGAACUUGCGGCUGUUGGGUACGCGUUGAGGUGGAUUCGAAAUAUCAGGUACCGGAAGAUCAUCCUUGCCACCAGCAACAAAGGCAGCCGUGAUGGCCUUGGAGCGACCACACCAGCAAUCAGGGCAACAAUAUCUCUGUCAGGCGUACGAUGCGAUAAGUGCCUUACGCAAGGCGGGAAAUACGAUCUCGCUCGUCUGGAUCCAAGCGGGUACCAAAAACGAGCUCCUGAACACAGCCAAAGCGAAAUCAAAGGAAGCAACGCGGCAGGACGCUACGCCACAAACCCAGGAUCCUGCCAUGCGGUCAACAGCCCUCCGUAUCGCAUGGGCAAAGCGGGCACCGCCCACGUCCUUACCUGA